Molecule: messenger RNA, 3252 nt
Organism: Clunio marinus
Lineage: Eukaryota; Metazoa; Arthropoda; Insecta; Diptera; Chironomidae
Source: the annotation of a GenBank genome assembly
GUGUAGACUUUUUUGUUUACAUUUUAACAACACGCCGCAAAAACAAAUUCAUUAAAAAAAUUUAAAUUUUGUAGAAGCUUUAAAAAACUAGUAAGUCAAAAAAAAACAUUCUUUCUAAAAGAAGGUACAACGAUUUUAAUUCUAAUUAUGAAAGUUGUUAAAAGGAAGAUAAAAACUAAUAAAAAAGAUCAUAACAAUGGUUGGACUAUUGAAGAAACUUCAGCAGGACCUUCAAAAAAAAUGGUAAAGUUAUUGUCAUGGUCUGAAAGUGAUAUAAUCAGCAAUGAUGAGACCGAAGAGAAAACCUGCUGCUUAUCGAUCAAUAAAAAUUUAAUACUGCCAACAUUUGCACAAGAUUUUAGUAAAAGUUUCAAAAACACUCAAAAAUUCUCAAGAAACUUCGUGGAAUUGAAGAACAAACCUUUUCAAGUAGCUGUAGUUGAACAUUUUCUUGAUGACAAAUUUUUCAUCACUGGACUUGUUAAUGAAAUUGAAAAUAUUGAAUGGACGAGGAAACAAAUGGAUCUUUACGAAUUCUAUCAGUCAACUGAUCUUGCAAAUAUAGAAAACGAAUAUUUAGCAACAUUUUUUAAAUUUCUCAAUACCGAUGUUCGUUUAUGGAUGCAAGAACUUACAGGAAUGAAAUUUAAAAAGAUUUCAGCAUCUUGUUCCAUGUAUAAUAAUGGAGAUUUCCUUUUGGCUCACGACGACUUACUUUCUGAUCGUUUGAUAGCUUAUGUGUUUUAUUUGAGUCCUUGGGAAAACAAAGAAAAAUGGAAUGAUUCAAUGGGAGGUGCUUUAGAAUUAUUUGAAACAGACGACGAUGGACAACCAAAAUUUCCAGUGUCACAGAAAAUUUUUCCAGCAAACAAUCAACUUGUUUUCUUUAAAGUUGAAAGAAAAUCUUUUCAUCAAAAACAAAUUGAAGAGAAUUCUGAAGCUGCACUUGGUGAUUUCUUAAUAAGUGACGUUCACAGUAAUGUAUUGCAAGAACUUGAAAGUAAAGAGCUUCGUUGGAUUACAAAAGGACCUGCACAUCAACAAAAUUACGAAUAUUUGAAUAUUGAAAAUCUCGGAAAAAAUUCACAAAUUAAAAGAUUGUGCAAUGUUUUUUCAUCUGAAUUUAUGUUCAAGCUUUUACAUGAGUAUACUGAACUUGAUCUUUAUGGAAAGAAGGCUACAAAUCCUAACUAUGUUAUUGAGAUCCAACGUUGGAAAGGUGGAAACUAUAAAUUAAUCGGAGAUCCGUCAACUUUCAACAAUGACACCCUUGAUUUGAUUUUGUAUUUUGGUAGGAAUGACAAUGUCGGUACUAUUACAUAUCUGACACCUGACGAAGAUGAAACUGAUGAUCAUACAUCAAUUGAUUCAAGUCAUGAUGAUGAACCUGUUCUUUUAACAAUUUAUCCUCAAAACAAUUUCUUGAACAUUAUUUAUCGAUCAGCGGGUACAGCGAAAUUCACUAAGUAUUGUUCAAAAUCUACAAUAACGGAGAACUUUAUUUUAAAUAUAUACAAUAAAAUGGAAGAAAGUUCAAAUAAAUCAAAAGAUGAAUUUUCAAGAAUUUUAAGCACAAUCUCGUAUAUUGUCGUAAUUUUCAUAAUUGGGAUACCUAUGUGGUGGAAAACUACUGAAAUUCACAGGGCAUCUCUACCUUCAAAUGAGAUUUUGUCUCUUGAUGUUACUCCCAUAACAUUUACAAUGAAUAUAGCUGUAUUUAUAAGCAAUGAUGAUAAAAGGAGAAGAACUGUAGAUGAUCUUCAAAGUUUAUUUGAUACAAAUGAUAUUUUUAAGGCUAACAUUUCUGGCUUAAAUAUUGAAUCAUCGCAAACAGCAAACAUAAAAACACCAGCAAAAUUAGAACAAAUGAUUAUGAUGCAUUACAAAGUCAAACCAGGAAAUUUAUUGCUCAUUGAGUGGAAGAAUUUAGAAGAAGAUGUUCUUGUUACUUCAGAUAGAACAGUUUUCAUUUCAGAAAAUGUUGCAAUUGAUCGAAUUUAUCACGUUAUAAGAACUUGGAUUGUCCGCGACUAUAAAAUCCGAUCUAUUCUUGGUCAAGUGAUGACAUUGGAUGGGAAGCAAUUGCGACACAAUGUUCCACCACCACCACCUGAAUAUGAAGUGCUGAUUUCUGUUUUAAAUCCACGUCCAGAUCUUCAAACUCUUCACUGGAAUAUAAAAAAAGCUUCUGAUCAGUAUUUGAAGCCAUUUCUUAAUGAAUUCAAUGAACUAUCGCAAUUUACAUUGAAGUCUCAAAGAAAAUAUCAAGUUGAAUUAAAAUAUGGAAGUCAGCAGAUCAAAGAUGAAACAAAAAUUGGUCGACAUUUUGCUUUAGAUCAUGAAACAUUACCUCACAUAAUAACAUCAAUCGAACGAAAGCUUGGCACUGAUGUGGUCAACAAACCUUGCGUUCAUCUUGUCAUUUAUUCGCCACCAUGUCAAAUGGCUCCAGUUUAUAUUUAUAAGAAUGGUCAACGAGUUUCUAAUUUCACUUAUGAUUCAUUUAUUUCUGCAAAAUGGGGUGGAAUUGUCAUCGUGAAUCCAUCUGAAAAUGCUUGCAUAUCGCCACAAGAUGAUGAGCCACGAAAUAUUUAUCUUCAUUCACAUGAAGUGAUGGAUUUUGUGCUCUAUCAGCUUAGAAAAAUUUUUGAUCUUGAAAUUGAAAUUCCACUGCCUUCAUCAUCGAUCGUAGGUUUAGAUCAAGUAAAGCCAAGAAUUUGGGAACGUGACAUGAUUUUGAGAAAUGGUGCUAUUCAUUUGAUUGCUUCAGCGUCAUCGACAAUAAAAUCGCUUAUCAAACUUCUCGAUGAUAUCAAAAAUAUUGUGAUUGGUGAUCACGUUGCUUCAGAAAUUCAUCAAGCAUAUGAAAAUGUUGUGAUAGCCAAAGAACUUUUGUCAGUAAAUGAAAUUCAUGAAGCUGUAAAACAUGCAAGAAAAGCAUUCAUAGCUGCUGAGAAAGCAUUCAAUGAUCCAAGUUUAUUAGAACUUUUAUAUUUUCCAGAGGAACAGAAGUACGCCAUUUACAUUCCACUCUAUUUACCAAUCAUGAUUCCAGUUGUAUUCAGCAUCUCAGCUGUUAGGAAAUAUUUUAAGAAGAAUAAACAGAAAGAGGCGCCAGCUAUCGAAAACGAGAGCGAAGAAAAACUCAUUGAAGAGCCCAAAGAUUAGAUAAAUAAAUUGGAAUUAAAAAAUGCACGAACAAAGAUUUUUGUUUCUUUUCCUUCUUGUUUGAAUAAAAAUUCUUAAAAAAUA